Apis florea (little honeybee) is the source of this 1285-nucleotide messenger RNA. RefSeq names its product zinc finger protein 256-like. The record is from RefSeq and is a predicted model, not a curated record. Lineage: Eukaryota; Metazoa; Arthropoda; Insecta; Hymenoptera; Apidae.
AGAUUACGAUAUUAAUACCGACCGAUUAUUUCUCGUGGAGGAAUUAAUCUCCUGUAUCAUUGAUUUUACAUACAUCAUCAUCAAAAUAGUUAGCAUGCUUGUGUAAACAAAUUUCAUCGUAUCAAAUAUCCAUAUAUUCUUUAUAAAACCAUGUGUUUCCAAACCAUGUGUUCCACGAUCUAAUUCUUUUACUUGAUCGAUCGAGAGAUGUCGAGUAAUUGCAUGCCAGAAAUUUGUCUUGUAAAAAAACAUGAUGAGAGGAAAAUUUUUCGAGGCACGAUCAUCGAGAGAAAGAAGAGAAUUAUCGCGUUUCUUUCGCGAUAGCAUGGCUCAAUUUUGGAAGAUGCUGAAGGAUUUGGAGGACGGGCCACCGUUUUUGUGUCCGAAAUGCGGUCGUACUUAUUCCCACAAGUGCAACUUAACGAGACAUUUACGGUUGGAAUGCGGGGUCGGGCCAAGAUUUCAAUGCGCCUGGUGCAAGAAACGAUUCAAGCAUCGACACCAUCUGAGGGACCAUCAGCGAAUCCAUCUUUACUCGAAUUGCACGUUUGAACUGCGAAAUUGAGAUACUUUCUCUUCCUUCACCAAUUAUCUACACACACACACACAUAUAUAUAUAUUUUUUUAUAUUUUUGUUCAAUUUGUUCGAUUUAUUCGAUUAUUUAUUUUUUUUUCUCCAUAUUUAUUUAUUCUUCGAUCCCUUGUUUAUUUAUUUAUUCGUUCGUUAAUUUAUUUGUUCGUUCGUUAUUUUAUUAUCAGUUGAGAAAGGAAAAAAUAUAUUUUUAUUUGAAUUGUUGUACACGUUGCUUUAAAAGUUAUUUAAUUAGACAACAAUAUUAUAGUCGUUCGAGAGAUAAAUGAUAAUUUUCUCUCUGUUACGAUUACGUUAUUUGCGGAAAUAAUUGCGUGCAGUAUUUUUUUUUUUUUAAACGCUACUUGUACUCGCUCUAAACUUUAAACUUGCUUGUUUAAAAUUCCCAAGUAUACUCGAAGAAACGAGGAGAAGGUACGGUAAAGUUACAAAGUACGCAGGGCAUUUAAUCGAAUGGAGGAAGAAAGAAAAAAAAAAGAGAGCGAAUAUCCAUCGGUAUCGAAUUAAAAAUAUCAAAUUGAUUUCUUUCUCUAAAAGUAAAGGAAGAAAUAAUGCCAUUUUAAAGAGUGUUCACUACGAGAAUAUAUAUAUAUAUAUUAUUUUUAUGCGCAUCGUUGUACAUAAAUAGCUAAAGUACUUAAAGAAAAGAAAAAAAAAAAAAGAAAAAAAAGAAAACAAUGAAUCGUCCGACUU